This is a messenger RNA of Sphaeroforma arctica JP610, 3134 nucleotides long. RefSeq lists its product as hypothetical. Gene Ontology annotation, cellular component: nuclear exosome (RNase complex); nucleolus. The coding region runs from base 155 to 3061 and encodes 968 amino acids. The record is from RefSeq and is a predicted model, not a curated record. Lineage: Eukaryota; Ichthyosporea; Ichthyophonida. The transcript has 13 exons. Gene Ontology annotation, biological process: histone mRNA catabolic process; exonucleolytic trimming to generate mature 3'-end of 5.8S rRNA from tricistronic rRNA transcript (SSU-rRNA, 5.8S rRNA, LSU-rRNA); nuclear polyadenylation-dependent CUT catabolic process. Gene Ontology annotation, molecular function: 3'-5'-RNA exonuclease activity; nucleotide binding; nucleic acid binding.
GAUAUACACUUGUUGAGCAAAAGCAAGUUAUAGUUUGCUCAGCGUUUAUUCAACUAUUGGCAUAUCGCAUACUUCAAGUUCAUACGACUUGAACACUACGUAAUCAUUCCUGUAAGAAUAUAGUAGUAUAUAUCAGCUGUGCCUCUACAUAGACAUGUCGGGCGAUAAUAAUGUAGACACUGACCUAAUACCAGGUAUAGAGGGCAAGGAAAUAGGGGCCUUUAUUAAGCCUUUAUAUCAGAAGGUCUUAGCCGCUGUCAAAGCUGCAAAUGAUCUGCCUGUAGGCGAUGACUAUGAUUACUACAAGACAUACGCAACCUUUCAGAAAGAGAUGCAGAAACACAGAGAUGCGAUAUUAAUGCAGACGGAAAGUGUGCUGAGUGGUUAUGUGAAAGGCGAGGUUGUAUCGAGCGGGAAGGGAAUGAUGGAUGUACAAGCAGGUGAUGAUGAGACUAAACUGGAGAAUAGAUUUGAUGCGGUCCAAGAGAGCCUGGAUGGGCUUUUUGAGAGAGUGGCCACCACCAUCGACAGAGACAUCAAGGGGCUGCGUAUGAAACCGAAGAUCGGUGAACUGACAGCGAGUGAACAAGAAGCACAAUUGGUAACCACCAAAUGGGAUAAAAACGGGAAGAAACCGGUGCACAUGGUGCACGCCCUGAAUAUCAUUCGGCCCCAAAUCCACUUUUCAGAGAAAGUGGACAAUUCCCGAACUCCAUUCGUGCCCAAAAUCACGGAGAAGCGCAAUGCUAUAGUGCCACUCGCUAAGGUCUACGAGGACUUCCGGAAUGAAGCAGCCAAACGCACCACAACGAGCGAACCAGACAGCGCAUUAGAGAACGCAGCACUCUCAGACCACGUGUCACGCGUGUUGGGGCUAUCCAGCCAACCCACCAGUCGCAGUGGCAGCGCCAUUACAUCAGGCACAGCCACGCCCACGCAACAACCCACGCGCACUCAGGAGAGUGGUCCCAUGGAGGUGGAUGGCGAGGCUAAGGAGGCGAUGAAGCCUUAUACAGAUGCCUCUGAGACUCUCAGGCCAAACCACAUUCGCGAAGAGGGGUUAGAGAUGGGGUAUCCACAUCCUUAUGGGCCCGAGCUGGCAGCGUUCGAGCCCAGCGAUGAGAUGAUUGUUGUGGAAGAAGCGCAGAUAUAUAGACCCCUAGAGGAGACCCCUUUGACGAUGGUAGACACCCCCCAGGGACUCAAGGAUCUGGUCAUUACACUCAAUGGCUGCACAGAGUUUGCGAUUGAUCUGGAGGCGCACCAGUACCGCACGUUCGACGGGAUUGUGUGUCUGAUGCAGCCCCUCUUCCUCCCAAACCACAGGCCCAUUCCGGCGGAGAUGCUGCACUACGCAAGAGGAGACACACACUACCUGCUGUACAUCUACGACCGCAUGCGCAUUGAACUGGGCAAACGCAGCCGACAGACCUACAACCUCACGCGCGCCACCUGGAAUCGCAGUACAGAGGUCGCGCGCAAGCGCUUUGAGAAGACGCUGUGGUCGGAGGAUUCUUAUGCUCAGCUGCUGCGAAAGUACAACCGCACCUUGGGCGAUACUGAGAACAGCAUCUUCAAGGCUGUGUUUGACUGGAGGGACUCAGUGGCCAGAGAAGAAGACGAGAGUCCUGCCUAUGUACUGCCUGUGAGUAGUCUGUUUGCGAUCGCCACAGCCAAACCUGUGGGAGCGGCGUCGGUGAUGGAUGCAUGCCGACCACUGCCACCACUUGUGCGGGUCUAUGCGCAGGAACUGGCUGUGCUUAUCAGAGAAGCGGUGAAGAACCCCAUGUCAAUCAAUGCUGCGCCUCAGCCUGCGGAGCAGUCCUUUGGAGUGAGUAGUGCAUUGUACAGUGUCAUUCAGGACCAUCGCAAGAAAAGAGGCGGACGCUUGGCUCUGUUGAAUACGGCUGGUAUCGCUCCCCCGCCGCGGGCUAUCUCUCUGGAAGAACGUGUCAAUAGAUGUGACAACGUAACGGCCGCCCACACUUCAGCAACCACAACGACCAAGGCGUCUCGCAUCGCCAGUGCUUUUGUAGCGCACGGUGCCAAUGCGAAGAAUGUAAAGGCGAAGAAAAACGCCCAGUCAAAGGCAAAGAAGGCUGUGGCCUCGAAAGUGGACAACAUCAUCGCCUCAUUUAAAGACCCCUUUGCCGUGUACGUGCCCGAUGGCUCAGGCGACGACAUACCAGUAGAGAUAACUAUUUCAGAUACAACUAACGAUGGCACGAGCGGCGAUUCCGAAGUUCGGGUUGCCAUGCCAACGAAGGCCGAGGCGCGUGUGGCGGCGGGCAACGAGGCACUGACACAGGAUGUCAUAUCUGUAGGGAACUACUCACUCAACCCCAAGAAGAAGGAGAAAGGCCCACAGGAAAUGAAGGUCUCCGGCAGCACGAAGAAGCCCUGGAACAGGAAGAAAGCCGAACUGCUGAACCAGCAGAAGGUGAACCAGAACGAUAAGCCAGGUGCAGGUUUAGCUACCCAGGCACAGGGCUCUGUGAAAUAUAUAGACGUGGACGCUACGGACGGAUCACAAGGUGGUGCAGACACCUCGGGUCAGGCGGCUUCCACACAUCAGCAACAACAGCAACAUGGUGAUGGUAUGGUACUGUCGGCGAUGCCGGGUGGGUCCAGGAGGAAAAAGAAACUGAACAAAGCUGCGAAAAAGGCGUUGGCCUCAAACGACUCAGAAAGUCUCGCUGUGAGUAAGCGCUCGGCUGACGAAGCCGGCAUAGCUGCAGCACAGGGCAAUGGCAAAGGCAAAAAGGCCAAGAAGAGCAACACCCCCACCCUUACAAACAGAUCACCCACCGUGUCUAACGGCGAGUUUGUGCCGUUUGACUACUCGGGACAGUCGUCACAGGCCGACGCACUACCAGGUGCUGAAGACAGUACCAUGAUCAAUGGCAAACGCCAACGACCCAAGAAGCAUGAAAAGCGGAAGUUCGAUCCAUAUUCUCAAAUCCAAGAUCCCGAGUUUAAGAAGGACAAUCGUAUCACACUAAACCCGAAGUCGGGGCAAAGAAGCAUGACCUAUAAGUAUGACGCCAACAAGAAAAAAUAAAGGCAGGGGUUUGACCUAUUGUGAAGUGGGGCGUACAUAUUGCACCGUCGUUCUCGGAGAGAUUAAAACACGC